This is a messenger RNA of Physcomitrium patens, 1640 nucleotides long. RefSeq lists its product as uncharacterized. NCBI's taxonomy places the organism in Eukaryota, Viridiplantae, Streptophyta, Bryopsida, Funariales, Funariaceae. Gene Ontology annotation, biological process: intracellular manganese ion homeostasis. The record is from RefSeq and is a predicted model, not a curated record. Gene Ontology annotation, molecular function: manganese ion transmembrane transporter activity.
ACCUCUGUCGGAAAUCACGGUGUCGGUAAUCGUGCCCUGCCAGAUCGAUCCUGCGACGUUGUUUCUAGUACCAAUAUUUUAUUGAGUGUUUCUCCUUUGGUUCUAUGCGCUACAAAAUUGGGAUGUCAAUCAAGUAAAGUAGCUCGUUCGGUGCUUGUUCUGUUGACGUCGUCGUUGUGGCUUCUUCCCAUUUCAGAGUUACGCGAAUUGCCACAGUGGGUUUGAUUACCUUUGCAAGGAAAGUGCAGAAUUUCGAGGUGGGUCGACGGAAAUAAUACUACAUGGAGAGUGAGCGAAGCUGGAGGCAUGAAGGAGGGAAGUUUAAACGGCGGCUGUCGUCGUUGAAGGUGCGGAAGCCUGCGAUUGAGCAGGCUCUGCUUGGAGAAAGGGGAGCGGAGGAGGGGGAUGUCGAGGCUGGGAACUCUGGUCGCCGCACUCGUGUUGUUGGGAAGGAGAAGCCCCCUGCUGCGUUCGGAUUGGGUGGGGAUUACUUGAAGAGUAUUGUUUAUGGUGGAUUGGACGCCAUCGUCACCAGUUUCGCUCUCGUGGCCUCGGUCUCUGGAGGAGACCUUCCUGCAGGUGCUGUUUUGGUUCUGGGUUUUGCCAACCUUAUUGCAGAUGGCAUAUCUAUGGGCUAUGGAGAUUACCUAUCAAGUAAAGCUGAGAACGAUUACGCAGCAAACCAGCAGCUAAUUGCCGAUUGGGAGGUCGAAAAUGACAUCCACAGCGAGAUGAUGGAUCUUGUAUCUGCUUAUCAAGAGCAAGGGAUGGAGAAAGAUGAUGCUGACAAGAUUGUUGAUAUUCUCUCCAAAUACAAGGAUAUCAUGGCUGAUAUGAAACUGACGAUGACACAAGGUCUUCUUCCACCGGAUGCCGAGGACAGCCCCUUCAAAAAUGGCUGCGUGACAUUCAUCUCAUUCCUUGCCUUUGGGUCUACACCGCUGCUGACCUACUUGAUUCUCAAGCCUUUCACUAGCAGCAACGAUGUGAAAUUCCUUUCAGCUUGCAUUGUUACUAUUCUUGCUCUUGCUCUUCUCGGUGCUGCAAAAGCUCGCAUCUCAGGGCAGAAAAUGCUAUCCUCCAUAGCUGUGGUUGUCUUCAAUGGCGGGAUUGCAGCUGCUGCAGCUUACGGCAUCAGCUACCUUCUCAACAACGUCUUUGGACUUGGAGAAUGAAUGACAGGAAAUAGUUGUUUUCUUUCGAAGUUUUUCAUGCUCGAAACAUGUGUGGCUACACGUAUCUCUCCUUCAAAUACAUGCAGAAACAUGAGUUUGCCAGUUCUGGAUUAUUCAACUCUGUAAGAGCAAUUGUAAUGGCACUCGUUGCUCUUGUAAAUUGGGACUGGACUCCACAACCACUGAUGCAAUAGGUCUGUCAUGUUUGAAUGAUAUGUUAGAAUCUGGUUGUUGUUACAUGCUAGAGUUGAUCAUACUGCACCAAUAACUAUAAAUUACCCAACCUGGGUUAGGCAGUGUUUCCAAGGGUAAGUAAACCCAGAGAUUCCUACACAAAUAGACUUCAUGAAGGGCAGUUCUUGGCAGUUAGUUUACCUUUUGGUCCUUACUGAUGAUGUUAUAUGCUCUUAAGAGGAUUUUUAACCAAAACUUGACUGAUUUUUUUCACGUUAUGGACAUGAUCAA